Molecule: messenger RNA, 1712 nt
Organism: Panicum hallii
Lineage: Eukaryota; Viridiplantae; Streptophyta; Magnoliopsida; Poales; Poaceae
Product: 26S proteasome non-ATPase regulatory subunit 12 homolog A-like
Exons: 11
Coding region: 135-1466 (443 amino acids)
Cellular component (GO): nuclear proteasome complex; cytoplasm; proteasome regulatory particle, lid subcomplex
Source: RefSeq, a predicted model, not a curated record
ACAACUUUGAGGGUGUCCCCGCAAAACACCACUACAAACCCACCCCUACCUUCAUCCCCUCUCGCAAGUAAAGCCGAGCAGAUCUCCUCGCCGCCUCGCCUCGUCCUCCUCCGGCGCUUCCCGCGAUUCCGACCAUGGAGGGCGACAGUACCAACCUCGAUGCGGCGAUAGAGUCACUCCUGAAUGUCGAGAAGCAGAUGAGACUGGCCGGCGAUGUCGCUGGCACGCGGAAGGCCGUCAUCGACAUCGUCGAGCUUUGCUACAAGGCGGGUGCGUGGAAGACACUCAAUGACCAGAUCGUUCUCCUCUCGAAGAGGAGAGGCCAGCUCAAGCAGGCUAUUACCGCCAUGGUUCAGAAAGCAAUGGAGUACAUUGAUUUGACGCCAGACAUGGACACACGCAUUGAGCUAAUCAAAACAUUGAGCAGCGUCUCUGCUGGCAAAAUAUAUGUCGAGAUAGAGCGAGCAAGAUUGAUCAAAAGACUUGCGAAAAUCAAAGAGGAGCAGGGAAAGAUUGAUGAGGCUGCUGAUUUGAUGCAAGAAGUUGCUGUCGAAACAUUUGGCUCUAUGGCAAAGACAGAAAAAAUUGCUUUCAUUCUCGAGCAGGUCCGGCUAUGUCUGGAUCGUCAAGAUUUUGUCCGAGCACAAAUUUUAUCCAGGAAAAUCAGUACUAGAGUAUUUGAUGCAGAUCCAUCAAAGGAAAAAAAGAAACCGAAAGAAGGUGACAAUAUUGUCCAGGAUGCUCCUGCGGAAAUACCUUCCCUCCUAGAAUUGAAACGCAUCUACUAUGAACUGAUGAUUCGAUAUUACUCGCACAACAAUGAUUACCUGGAGAUCUGCCGAUGUUACAAGGCAAUCUAUGAUAUUCCAGCUAUAAAAGAGGAUCCAGCAAAGUGGAUACCGAUUCUUAGGAAGAUCUGUUGGUACUUAGUGCUGGCACCUCAUGAUCCUAUGCAAUCGAGCCUUCUCAACGCUACUCUAGAGGAUAAAAACCUUUCUGAGAUCCCAAAUUUCAGAUUACUGCUGAAGCAGCUGGUUACCAUGGAGGUUAUCCAGUGGACAAAUUUGUGGGAAUUCUUCAGGGAAGAAUAUGACAACGAGAAGAAUCUCGUUGGAGGGGCUUUGGGUGCCAAAGCCGCGGAAGACUUGAAGCUGAGGAUCAUUGAACACAACAUCUUGGUUGUCUCGAAGUACUACUCAAGGAUUACCCUCAAGAGGCUUGCGGAUCUGCUUUGCCUGAGUUUGCAGGAGGCAGAGAAGCAUCUUUCAGACAUGGUGAACUCAAAAUCACUGAUGGCAAAGAUCGACAGGCCAAUGGGAGUGGUGAGCUUCCGUACAGCUCAAGACAGCAAUGGAGUACUCAACUCAUGGGCCACAAACCUCGAGAAGCUCCUUGACCUUGUGGAGAAGAGUUGCCAUCAAAUACACAAGGAGACAAUGAUCCACAAGGCUGUGUUGAAAGCUUAGUUUUCGGCUCUUGGCUUUAUGUUCCCUUGGUAGCCUCCCGUGGUCAAAUUUCACAAGCUUUGGCCAAGCAUCCCCUGCUGCUUUGGAUAUUUGUUGUCGGGGCCAUACUCACUGUCCUCCAAUUUGCUUAACUCGUGUAUCUUGCUGAAUAUUAUUUGAAUUCCUAGAUCUGCAAUCAGACACCUGCUCUUGAAAACUAGAUCUAGCUUAUUGAAUUUAGAGAAGAAAAGAACGACCAUUUGUAGA